AUGGACAUUGCGCUAGGUAUAAGGGUUAAGGACUCAGUGAUAGUAGCGACCUCGAAAGCGGUAAGUCGAGGCAUUUCUGUACUCAAGGCCGAUGACGAUAAAACAAGACAACUUUCUGAACACAACCUGAUGGCUUUCAACGGGGAAGCGGGCGAUUCUGUUCAGUUCGCCGAGUACAUCCAGGCAAACAUUCAAUUGUAUUCCAUCAGAGAAAAUUACGAAUUGUCACCUCAAGCAGUAUCCAGUUUUGUGAGACAGGAACUGGCAAAAUCAAUCCGCUCCAGAAAACCGUACCAGGUGAACGUCCUGCUUGCGGGUUACGACAUACACAACGACAAAACUGAGCUAUUCCAGAUCGACUAUUUAGGCACGAAAGUGGAACUUCCCUACGCUGCCCAUGGUUACUCCGGAUUCUACACCUUCUCUUUACUUGAUCGUCACUAUCGACCCGACAUGACGCAACAGGAGGGUCUCGAGCUGUUGAAGCUGUGCGUGGAGGAGCUUGAACGUAGAAUGCCGAUGGAUUUCAAAGGCGUUCUGGUCAAGGUGGUUGACAAAGACGGGUGUCGGGAAAUAGCCGACUGGUAA
Messenger RNA from Lachancea sp. 'fantastica', 588 nucleotides. The record is from the annotation of a GenBank genome assembly. Lineage: Eukaryota; Fungi; Ascomycota; Saccharomycetes; Saccharomycetales; Saccharomycetaceae.